This is a messenger RNA of Syngnathoides biaculeatus (alligator pipefish), 2164 nucleotides long. RefSeq names its product zinc finger, MYND-type containing 19 (gene zmynd19). The record is from RefSeq and is a predicted model, not a curated record. NCBI's taxonomy places the organism in Eukaryota, Metazoa, Chordata, Actinopteri, Syngnathiformes, Syngnathidae. Bases 280 to 963 code for a protein of 227 amino acids. The transcript is spliced from 6 exons.
AGGAAAAGCAGGAAGCUUGCGGAUUGCAAAACGUAACGAUCGUUUUGAUUGGGCAGUGGGUCCAGCGUUUGCUCUCGCCCCGCCCCGCCCGGUGCUCGCCCUCCUUUCCUGCGCCAACAGCGGUGUCACCGAGGCCGGGCUCCCGCCGGAGAGACCCCGAGUCGCUCCUGACGUCGAGCCGCUUAAGCCGAACGCCAUCCAAACCGCGGCUUUAGGGGGCUGCCUCCCCCGCCGUAGACGGUUCACAGCUGUUUGGGUCCCUCGCCCCGCUUAUCCCCGAUGUCGGACUUCAAGCUGGGGAUCGUACGGCUCGGCCGUGUGGCCGGGAAGACAAAAUACACACUGAUUGACGAGCAGGACAUCCCUCUGGUGGAAAAUUACGCCUUUGAGGCGCGCAUGGAGGUCGACGCCGACGGGAACGGCGCAAAGAUCUUCGCCUACGCUUUCGAUAUCGGCAAAGGCCGCUGGGCGGGACGGCCGCUGCACGAGCUGCUGUGGGAGAAGCACCGAGGAGGAAUUGCCCCGAGUUUCCAAGUCAUCCACAUCAACUCUGUGACAGUCGACAACAGGCUAGACAACCUGCGACUGGUCCCCGUCGGCUGGAGUCCCAAACCGGAAGAGCUGUCCAGCAAGCAAAGGGAGCAGUCACUGUACUGGCUGGCCAUCCAGCAGGUUCCGGCCGACCCGGUGGAGGAGCAGUACCUGGAGCUGAGCCGUACACGCUACUACAACGCCAACGGCGAGCUGGUGGAGGAAGAAGAGUGCUCGUGCACGUACUACGAGUGCCACUACCCGCCUUGUUCGCUCAUCGAGAGGCGGCUCCGCGAGUUCAACAUCUGCGGCCGUUGCCAGGUGGCGCGCUACUGCGGCUCGCAGUGCCAGCAGAGGGACUGGCCCGCCCACAAGAAGCAGUGUCGGGAGCGCAAGCGGGCCCUGGCGCUGGAGUCCGAACCGGAGCGGUGAUUGGGGGGGAAGAAAAAAAGGGAAGGAAGAAAAAGGAGUUUUGUUAUGCGGGUCGAGGGCACGGGGAAGGCGAGGGACUCGGAACUACACGGACAAUGGCGCUCGCCUCCACUGGCGGAUCGGAAGUUGGUGAUGAACGGACAUCCGCGUGCACUUCCAGAACUGGUUCUCUCUCCUUGCUUCUCACGUGGACCACGGGGAAAGUUUUCGGGGUUUUUUUGUCUUUCGGGGUUCGGCGACAACCCCCCCCCUCCACCCCCCGAGCCCGACCUGCUGCUGCUGCUAAUCUUUUCCAACACGUGAGAGGUAACGACCGGUCUCGCCCACCAACUGGACCACGCUCGGACACGGACGCCAUCUUCCGUUGGGAACGGAUUACACUAACAGUAUUUUGUGUGUUUGUGCGCGCGCGUACUGCCAAGGACUGUGGGUAUGUGUGCACGCCUAUCUUAAAAGGGGCCAUAUUCCAGUUUAUAUUGAAUCCACUUAGAAGACAUUUUCACUGUUCUUUAAUAAAGUAGCUGCGGAAUUGUGGCUUUUUUUUUUUUGUUUGCAGCCGACGGUACAAAGUGUCAAUCAUUUAAGUCACCUUUGUAGCUCCACUCUUUGCGAGCGUCUCUGGUUAAUAUUUUUAAAAAAUGUCGAUAAAGCAGGGUGUUCCAAAAAAAAUUUUUUUUUUAUCUUUUGUCACAAUGUUUGCCUAGUAGCGUACUGCUAACGACCGAAAACAUUUAAAAUCAUAUUUCUGUCUUGAUUCAACCUUUGUAAAUUAUCAUAAAUUGGAUGAUAUUUUUUUUUUUUUAGCAACACAGUAGAUCUUCCUCUUUAAAUAUUUUCAGUAAAUUAAAAAAUAACUUUGGGACGUACAUUAGUAGGUUAACGAUAUGAAUAAUAUGUUCGAUAUGAACGCCAAAUGUGACAUGACGUCUUCCUUUUUUGCCUUCCAGAGUUUAUUGUCCAAAUCCGCUUUCCUGUUGGUGCAUUUUUUUUUUUUUAUAUUGAAUAUCGUACGAAACGCUCGCCACACACUCCAGUUUGACCGCAUUCGACCACAUUUCAGUUCACAAAAUGCCUUUCGAUCGCUAGCGAAUGUUAUUCUUCCAGUAAAGCAAAAUUUUUCAGACAUCUUACUGAAUUUUGAGAUCACGAGAUUGGUUAUUAUUCGAGCUUGCAAUGAAAUCAGAUUUUUUUUUUUUUUUUU